UUUAUCUUAACGCAACGCAUCAUUGCCACUGACACCACUCUAUCAAAACUCUAUCUUCACUGUAUGUUGUGAACAUUCCGGUUUGUUCGUAAUUUGCGUCAUUUGUGCCAUAACGAUAGCUGCUGGAUUUAUAAGGUUGAGUUUUGUGCUAACAUCUUGCAGCAAAAAUUCAUUCGGUGAUUACAAGCAUGACAUCCACUUUGAACUUCUACGUGGUUGGAGAGGUCAUCUGCGAUGAAAUCUUGGGACUAUUAGAAAAAUACGCCAACGAAUCAUUAGCAAAGCAAAACGUCUUUCGAGUUGGUGUUUCAGGCGGUUCGCUUGCUGAUGUUUUAACGGAAGGCAUGUACGAUCUUAGAACCGAUUUCACAAAAUGGCAAAUAUUUUUCUGCGAUGAGCGUAUCGUACCAUAUGAUAGUAACGAUUCGACCUACGGGGUUUUUAAGCGGGAUCUGCUAGACCGGAGAGCUCAGGUUCCGAAGACAGCCUUUUUUCCGGUCAACACAACGCUCAGUCCAUCAGAAGCGGCAGCCGAUUAUGAGAAAACGAUACGGAAAGCGUUUAAAAUGGAAAACAGCAGCGAAGUACCAUCAUUUGAUCUACUGAUUCUUGGUAUCGGUCCCGACGGACAUACGGCUUCAUUGUUCCCGGAACACCCGGUACUAGAAGAAAAGAUGAAAUUGAUUGCUCCGAUUGAAAAUUCACCGAAGCCUCCGCCGAACCGAAUCACAAUGACCUAUCCGUUGAUCAAUAGUGCAAAAGUGUGUAUGUUCGGCGCACAGGGUAAAUCAAAAGCGGAGAUUUUAAGGAAAAUCUUAGUGGAUAAGGAACAAAAUCUUCCGGCGACUCGUGUAGAUCCUGCAAAUGGUCACCUAAUCUUCGUUGCCUGCGAUGAAGCUGCUGCACUCGUCGACAUUAAUCCAAACCGCGAGAAGGAUGACUAAAAGAUGGUGCGUGUCUGACAAUCUCUGUUCCGUAAAACAAAAUCACCAAGUGCAUUUUACUUGAUCCAUUAACGGUACCUAAGCGAAGUAAAAAGUUGAAUUCGCGCAAACA
This is a messenger RNA of Malaya genurostris, 1056 nucleotides long. RefSeq names its product 6-phosphogluconolactonase. Gene Ontology annotation, biological process: pentose-phosphate shunt; carbohydrate metabolic process. The record is from RefSeq and is a predicted model, not a curated record. Gene Ontology annotation, molecular function: 6-phosphogluconolactonase activity. NCBI's taxonomy places the organism in Eukaryota, Metazoa, Arthropoda, Insecta, Diptera, Culicidae. The transcript is spliced from 3 exons. Bases 189 to 944 code for a protein of 251 amino acids.